Molecule: messenger RNA, 345 nt
Organism: Diutina rugosa
Lineage: Eukaryota; Fungi; Ascomycota; Pichiomycetes; Serinales; Debaryomycetaceae
Exons: 1
Coding region: 1-345 (114 amino acids)
Source: RefSeq, a predicted model, not a curated record
AUGAGCGACUCAUCUCCCACAACUGGUGACUCUAGCAAAGUAACCAAGGAGAUCCACAUGCUCCCUGAAGUACGUCCUCGCAGCCGUCGCCCUAGCAUUGCCGGUGCCGGCUUCAGCCAUGAACUCCGGCCCCGGAAACGACUGCACAGUGUCGCUGACCACCACGACGAAUCUGAAGGAGGAGACGAUAAACGGGCCAAGUCUGUCCCUCAGCAAACACUGUUGGCACCAUUGACCCCGCUUGAACGCCGGAUCCUCGAUAUCUUGACUCGUAUAGAGUUGAGACUCGAUCGCAUUGAACAGAGACUAGACACCAUUCAAUGGAAUGAGUCCUCUAGUAAGUGA